Molecule: messenger RNA, 4148 nt
Organism: Labrus bergylta (ballan wrasse)
Lineage: Eukaryota; Metazoa; Chordata; Actinopteri; Labriformes; Labridae
Product: urea transporter 1
Biological process (GO): urea transmembrane transport
Cellular component (GO): membrane
Molecular function (GO): urea transmembrane transporter activity
Source: RefSeq, a predicted model, not a curated record
UCUGGGCAUGCUCCUCCGGAAAAAAGACAAUGAGGGGUGUUUUUUUUUGGGGCUUUAAGUGGAGGUUUCGUAACAUCAUGUAGACGGCUUUAUAUCUGGAUGUUUGAUAAAGUACGCACGCUUUCUUUCACUUGAAAGAAGAAACUUCAAAGUCAUUGAUCCCCAACGAAGAGAGACAAUAUGGACAACAACAACCAGCCUUCACAUGAUGAAGGUCCAGCUCGCUCCUGUUUCUUCAGCGCUGUUGGGCUGUUCACCGGAGACAUGAGACUCUGCAGAGAAUGGGUGAAAAGACAGGUUUUGGUUCUCCAACUGACGGACUGGAUUUUCCGAGGGGUGGCCCAGGUCAUGUUUGUUAACAACCCUCUCAGUGGGGUCCUCAUCACAUGCAGCCUUUUCCUGCAGAACCCCUGGUGGGCCCUGAAUGGUCUUCUGGGGACCCUUACCUCCACUGUAUCCGCAAUGUUGCUAGGACAAAACAGGGAAGCCAUAUCAGCGGGUUUGCAUGGCUACAACGGAACAUUGGUCGGCAUGCUGAUGGCUGUUUUCUCCGCCAAAGAAAGCUGGUACUGGUGGCUGUUACUGCCAAAUAUGUUUAUGUCCAUGUUGUGCCCGGUGGUCUCCAGUGCCUUGUCCUCAGUUGCCAGCAAAUGGGACCUCCCAAUAUUCACCCUUCCCUUUAAUAUUUUGGUGUGUCUACACAUUGCAGCAACAGGAGCCGAUCACCCCUUCUUCCCAGAGGUGGAUAUCAAGCCAAAUCACCUUCAUGACUCCAUCCAAAGCCUCAAUAUCUCUCAGCUCUUCCUGUCAGUGCCAGUUGGUGUUGGCCAGGUGUACGGCUGCGACAGUCCUUGGGCAGGAGGGCUCAUCCUUCUGGCCCUGCUGCUUUCCUCACCAACUAUCUGUUUCCACGCCAUGUUGGGCUCAGCGGCUGGCACCCUGUCUGGACUUGCUCUGGCAGCUCCUCACAAGGACAUUUUCUCAGGGUUGUGGGGAUAUAACAGUGCUCUAUCCUGCAUUGCCAUUGGAGGUGUAUUCUAUGUCUUAACAUGGCAAACCCAUCUACUAGCUGUAAUAUGUGCUCUUUUCUGUGCAUUCAUGACUGCUGCGACCUCAAACCUGAUGUCCAUGCUCGCAUUACCGGCCUGCACGUGGCCUUUCUGCCUGUCAACUCUCAUCUUCCUCCUCAUUUCCUCUGAGAUCCAAGCCAUCUGCAGACUGCCUCUGUCUGUGGUCUCCUACCCCGAGGAAAAUCGGCGCUACCAGAGACAAUUAAAGGCCUUGCAGAAAGCUCAGCACUGUCAGCAGAGCAGCAGCCAAAAAGAGGCCCAGCAGAGGGAGAAAAGUGGGCCAAAUGUCCACUUGGUGGUGGAGAUGGGCUGCAGUGAGUGAAUCUAUGUCUUGCCAUAAAGAGGCUCCUAGUCCUAACCUUUGGGGCAGUUAAAUUCUCAGAAAUUAAGGAACAAUAUGGAUAUAUACAUAUUUUGGCAUUUCCUAUCUUGCAUAAUAUUUGUUAUAUAAAAUGGCUGGCAUUGCAUCGGAUAAAUAGAACUUAUUUUCUUAUUCAACACGGCUUGUCAUACCAGCAGAGGGCAGCACUAUCCAAGAAAAGAUAGAGUCGCUGUUGUAUCACAUAAAUCUAUUAAUACUGAGGAAAGAACAUCAAUUUUGAAUGCAGGGAUACAUUUAUGUAAACUAUCAUUGUAAGCAAUAAUAUAAAUCAUUUUGCAUGGAGUCUUGUGAUGUAACAGGAAACAGAACUCACUUGAGCUUUAGUGGUUUCUGUGAGAUACAGACAAUGAGCCUUAGAGGAGAUUUUAUGAAGCGCUCCCCCAGCAAAAACACCCUCUUCUCUGCCAGGCAUAAUCCAUCAAUGCCUUCUGUGCUCAAAUCUGUCCUAUUGUUUCCUCUAAAUUUUCUUAUCUCCAUUUUGACUUCUUGCUGUGCCCCAGUUUGACAUGCUUUUCUAACCCCCCUUUGUAGCGUCUCUACCUCUUCCUCCUUUCCUCUUUCUUUAUCAGUAUUCAUCACCUCUUUCUUUGAGCAAACCCUUUCUCCUUUUUCUCUUAAGCAAGAACAUUCUGAUCUCUGUGAAAAGAAGCUACUAGGACGUAAGCUCAUAAAAAAAAAAAAAACAUAUACAACCCUGCCUGGGUCUGUCUGCAUUUAUAUUAACAUUUAGAAAAUAGUGUGUCAUUAUUGCCAUCUGCCUGUCUAGUUAUCUGGAGCACAGAGGUACAAGGCUGCAGUCUAGCCAGUGCUACACAUAACAGUCACACUCCCAGACAUGUGUGGGUGCUGCAGUACAUCGGGGGAGAAGGUGUGAGACGAGGGUAGGGAAAGGAGUUGAAAAUGAGACACCUCAUCAUCAUGCCUGGUGAUAAAAUAUGACUUGUUAUGACAGAUUCUUGAAGUGUAAUGUGCCUUUUUUGUCAUACAAUUCAACCCCAAAAAUCCAAAUCAUUUUUACUUAAUAGUCUGAAAGCAGAACAGAGGAAACUCUCCUCAAUUCUCCAUUAUUGUUUUCUAUUAUCCAAUCUAACCUGGAGGUUAAAGUGACCUUACAAGGUGGGUUUGCCUGUGGUCUUUUUACGAAACGUUGAUUCAUUCGUUGACCUUUGAAGGACAGGAUAAGUGCGGGUAGAGGGAUGGUGCGAGCUGAGGUGGUGUCACUACCCCUGUGUCGGUGUCGUGUGCUCACAGCAGUGUGAUUCACCUUCCUAAGUCCACUGCAGGUGGUGCCCACUGUUCCCACAAAACAUAGCAGAGUAGAAAGAGGGAUGGGGCUGACAAAGCCUUGCCACACAGUCACACAAACCUUGAUGCAUGCAGAGACUGUUUGUCUACUUCUGUGUCUGUCAGUGAAGAAUAGCAAGUCCUAUAUAACAAUAUUGGCUGGGGUAUUUUAUAACUGCUGGUGAUUAUGGAUCUGUAUCAAGACAAAGAUAUCAGCAGCACUAACAAUGGGGAAAAGGGAACUGUAUUCAGAAUGAUCCAAUUGUGUACAAGUUGAUGGAUCUGUCAUUUAUCCACAAAGUUAAAAGAGAGGAUACAGAUGGAUCAGAUUUGACACAGUGUCAUUACAUAAAAGGAUACUGUUGGCAUUGGAUUUCUGUUAUAUAUUCCUAAAUAUGUUUGAUCCAUUUUGCAUAAGCAUGACAAAUGUGGCUAAGGGCAUCAAUGGGUUUUUAGAAAAGAUCUGAGGCAUUAAGCAUACAAAUGUACACAAAGGACCAUGUUACGUAAGAUUCUCUGACUGGUUUGUCAGAGAAUCUUACAUAACAAUGUUAGUAAGAAGCCUAAUCUGUUGCAAAUUCAUGAAUGGGUUUAUAUGAGCUACCGAACAAUUGGCUAUCACAGAUCGCCUAUUCAUCUCCCUCCAACAAUCACCACAGAUGCUUCAACUUGAUACGCUUUCUAACUGUGCAUGCUUACAUUUGAAGUAUUGCAUGAAAGGCUUGAGUGUAAUAGCCAUGCAUAUAGAGUAAACCAUUUAAAUCAGCAGUCAGAUGAAACUCAGGCAAGCAAUCAGCUACCCUUAAAUGUGCUGGUGUUUAGUGGUGGAGAAAAAAAAACAGCUUUGGGGAUUUAUUUUAGAUUCAGAAGGGAAAGGUUGCCAACAGGAAAUGUGCAAAAUGUGGAAAAACAGCAGAUAGACUUAGAUAAUGUAAGUUACAGCUAAUAUGCACACUUUCAAAUCAUCGUCCAAUGCAUACUCUCAGACAAAGUGUGCAGAGGCUGGCUGACUUUUAGCAGUUGUCUAUGGUUCAGUUCCUAGUCAAACCCUCAAUCAGUGUCAUUGUUAACAUGUAAAUCAUUGGUUAAAGACCUUCCAUCCACCUUCCAUUGCACAGUAUUAGAUAUCUGUUCAUUAUAUUCUUUGCUUGAAUAUUACCACUUUAUAAACCUGACCUAUAGUGUACACACUGUACUGUUAGGUCACAGCUGCUUAAUGUACACAUAAUAUGUCACAAUUUCUGUAACUCCUAUUUCUACCUGCAAUGUUGUUCAUAUUUCAGUGUAUUCAUAAUAAAGUUGAACUGAAUUUGACCAGUUUUUAAUUUGUGUAUUGGUUAGAUGUUGUACAGUAUUUCAUUUUGCACCUCUUAACCUCUGUUCAAUUCAAAUAAAGUGGAACCUAAAUGACA